AUGAUUCUCUCUUUUAUUUUGGUGGAAGAAGGAGAUGAUGAACAACUCUGCUUGUUAUCGAUCGAUCGCGGAGCUUGUGGUGGAAGGCAAACGAGAUAUGCCUAUAAUAGACAAACAAGUCAAUGCGUUCCAUUCGAGUACACUGGCUGCGGUGGAAACCUCAACAACUUUGUUUCGCUGGCUGAUUGUAUGGCCACUUGCGGAAACGUCGGAUUCCGAUGA
Caenorhabditis bovis is the source of this 222-nucleotide messenger RNA. Lineage: Eukaryota; Metazoa; Nematoda; Chromadorea; Rhabditida; Rhabditidae. The record is from the annotation of a GenBank genome assembly.